AUGUCGUCAGCAGAAUGGAAAUCUUCCCCAAGAGCUUUCCGGACCUCCGGAUUUGAGCUGUUAGACCCACGCGUAAAAAUCGAGGAAGAAACAUUGCCAACAUACACCCCUGAAAAAUAUUACCCAGUCCGACAAGGGGAGAUUUUCAAUGAACGAUACCAAACCCUAGCCAAAGUGGGGUACGGCGUCACUUCUACCGUUUGGCUCGCCCGUGAUCUAUGCGAGUCCACAUACGUCAUCCUAAAGAUCUAUGUUUCCGGUCAAGGAAGGGAGCAUGAAUUGAACGUCUAUACGCAUAUCGACUGCAUUGAAACAGACCAUCCCGGCAAAAAGUUCGUUCGCAAAUUGUUCGAUCAUUUCUAUGUUGACAAAUGUGGACUUCGCCAUCUUUGCCUGGUUCACCAACCUUUGGGCGUCAAUACGUCCGAUUUUCUGCGGCUUAGAAAUGGACGACGAGUGACGCUGGAAAGUAUGAAGUCUAUCAUCCGUCAACUUCUCGGUGCCUUGGACUUUCUACAUUCUGUGGCCGGUCUCAUUCAUACUGAUAUCCAGCUGAACAAUCUUCUUCUUCCCACACCGUCUCCUGCCGCGCUUUCUGCCUUUGAGGAGCAAGAAUUGCACAGGCCCGCACCGAGGAAGAUUCUUGGAGACCGAACGAUCUACACAACCUCCCACCUCCCUGCGGGAGACGGUCUCCCUCUUCUUAGUGAUCUAGGAGAGGCCCGCUUUGGUGACGAGGAUCAUUCCGAGAGUAUCAUGCCCGACUACUAUCGCGCUCCUGAAGUCAUCCUGAAAUCGAAUUGGGAUUAUAAAGUCGAUAUCUGGAGUGUGGCCAUGGUGGCAUGGGAUCUAGUCAGCCCGAACACCAUCAUUGAGGGUAAAGUCAUCGAUGGCAUAUUUGACGACGGGGCUCAUAUCGCAGAACUUGUUGCCUUGCUUGGGCCUCCACCGCCGGAGUUCCUCAAGAAAAUGGACAUGAGCUGGGUGUUCUGGGAUGAAUCCGGGAACUGGAAGAACUUGGUUCCACUUCCCGACCGAAUGUUCGAGAAGUUGGUCGUCAACAUUCAAGGCGAGGAUGUUGAAGGGCUUUUGGGGUGGUUGCGGCGAGCCUUGCAAUGGGACCCUGCAGAUCGUCCAACGGCGCUGGAGCUAUUGAUGGACCCGUGGCUAAUGAAAGGGCUCAAGCUGCGAAAGAGGCCCGAGGAUAAACCUCAUGAUGAUUGA
Messenger RNA from Aspergillus aculeatinus CBS 121060, 1224 nucleotides. RefSeq names its product U4/U6 small nuclear ribonucleoprotein PRP4. The record is from RefSeq and is a predicted model, not a curated record. Bases 1 to 1224 code for a protein of 407 amino acids. Gene Ontology annotation, biological process: protein phosphorylation; spliceosomal complex assembly; regulation of mRNA processing. Lineage: Eukaryota; Fungi; Ascomycota; Eurotiomycetes; Eurotiales; Aspergillaceae. Gene Ontology annotation, molecular function: protein kinase activity; ATP binding. The transcript is spliced from 4 exons.